Molecule: messenger RNA, 505 nt
Organism: Hydra vulgaris (swiftwater hydra)
Lineage: Eukaryota; Metazoa; Cnidaria; Hydrozoa; Anthoathecata; Hydridae
Source: RefSeq, a predicted model, not a curated record
AUUAAAUCAAAAGUUCAUUUGUUUUUUAUAUAGUUGCUAUGAGACAUAAAUCUUUAAAUACUGUCAUAAAAUUUAUCAAAGUUGUAUUUCAUCCAUUUUCAAAAAUGAUUUCAAUCAUUAUAUAUUUUGUGCUUUUACAAGCAACUUUCACAUUGGCACAAAAAUGUCCAUCUGGUUUAGUUUUUCUGAAAAACCAUGGAAGUGGUGCUAUAAUAUGUGAUAAUGGAAAACCAGAUACCUAUUCUUUUAUAAGAGAAGGUACUAUUGAUAAAUGUCCGACCAGUAUCUCCAAAUAUGACAACUCUGUAAUUACAUGCACCAACCAAAAAGUAACACUUUAUUGGCUUGCAAUAGCAAUUCAACCUCGUUAUAAUAUUUAUGCAUUUUACCCGCAAUUUCAACAAGUAAUAUGGAGAUAAGUAUUACGAAGAAAAGUAAUCAUGGUGAUAAUAUAUAUGUUAAAAAAGUUUGUAAUUAACUAAUUCUAAAAUAUGUGCUUUAUAUA